Molecule: messenger RNA, 366 nt
Organism: Gossypium raimondii (Peruvian cotton)
Lineage: Eukaryota; Viridiplantae; Streptophyta; Magnoliopsida; Malvales; Malvaceae
Exons: 2
Coding region: 1-366 (121 amino acids)
Source: RefSeq, a predicted model, not a curated record
AUGCACCAAGGAAAUGAAAAUCAAAGCUUGGAGCCCUCUUUCAAGGUUAGAGACGUUGGUUUUGAGGAGGAACUGGAUUCUAACUCAGUUUUUGCUAUCACUUUUAACAAUGUUCAGGUUAUCAUACCUAUUAUUGACCAAGAAGUGAAUUCAGUACCUCAACAAGAAAAUGCUGAACAACUCCCUAUUCAAGAUGAGAGGGAUGAAAAUAGUAACAUGGAGAGGUAUAAGGCACAUCUUGUAGCUAAAGGAUAUGCUCAGAAAGAAUGUAUUGAUUUUACAGAGACUUUCUCUCCAGUUUCAUCAAAAGACUCUUUUAGGACAAUCAUGACGCUUGUUACUCAUCUUGAUCUUGAGUUACAUUAG